AUGGCUAAUUCAUGUUUCGCUAUGUCAAGCUGCAGACCGGCGCUGUUGGGGAGCCCGUUGAGUGAACGAUUGGAUGAAUCGUCGAACUUGAGAACACAUCAUGAGAGCAGUUGUCUAAUCCGUCGGCCAGCGCGGCUAGCGCAUAGACGACCGAUUGUUCGCGCCGUCAGCGCAGCGGAUAAUGGCGCUGCCGCAGCUGAUGAAAUGCGCCUUGCGAGGGGAUCAGCGCGACUGGAAGGAGCACCUCGCGGGGCGAAGCAGGUGUUGCUGGUGGAUCCGGUCGAGGCGAAGCGGCUAGCGCAAGAGGACCUCAAGAAACGUGCCAAGGUCGCAUCACAACAGAAAUGGCGGGAGAUUGAGGCUAUCAAUGGUGCAUGGGCUGUCAUUGGCAUCUUUGCUGCCUUGGUGGGAGAGGGCUUCACUCAGACUGGCAUUCUUGGGCAGUGUGCAAUCUACCUGGAGCUUGUUGCUGGCGCAAUCGAGUCUCUUGCGAAAUUUGUGGGAGAUCUUUGA
Messenger RNA from Closterium sp. NIES-65, 513 nucleotides. NCBI's taxonomy places the organism in Eukaryota, Viridiplantae, Streptophyta, Zygnematophyceae, Desmidiales, Closteriaceae. The record is from the annotation of a GenBank genome assembly.